This is a messenger RNA of Musa acuminata AAA Group (dessert banana), 1656 nucleotides long. RefSeq names its product probable protein phosphatase 2C 37. The record is from RefSeq and is a predicted model, not a curated record. Gene Ontology annotation, cellular component: nucleus. Bases 235 to 1521 code for a protein of 428 amino acids. Gene Ontology annotation, biological process: peptidyl-threonine dephosphorylation. The transcript has 4 exons. Gene Ontology annotation, molecular function: cation binding; protein serine/threonine phosphatase activity. NCBI's taxonomy places the organism in Eukaryota, Viridiplantae, Streptophyta, Magnoliopsida, Zingiberales, Musaceae.
AAAAGGCGCACACUGUAUCCCUCCCCCGUCCCUUCAAUUUCCUUCAUGCUUGUUUCGGGAGACGCUCCUUCGCCCUUUCCCUUCCCUUUGUUCGAUUGAAGAAACAGCCCAACCCCCACCACUUCUCCACACGAAACCCACAUGGAGGAGAUGGUCGACGGCGGAAAUCGCUUCUUGUGGCCCCCUCCCGCCGGUCCCUGCCGUUAAUGACGGGCGGCUUCCUGCGUCGAGAAGAUGGGCAGCGAAGGCGACUCCCCGGAGAACUGCCCCGAGGCACGGCGCCAGCGGAUCGAGAUGCGGAUCCUCGGGGCUGCCGGAGAAGGCGCUGGACCGCCGAGCCGGAAGAGAGCCGGGAAGCUGCGGGAGGCCCACGAGGAGCCAGAAACCUCAGGAUUCUCCGUGAGCGAGAAGCGGAACCGGUUCGCCGAUGGCGGCGCUCCGUCUCCUCGUCCGCAGAGCUCCUCUUUGGCGGUGUCGUCGUCGUCUUCCACGUCUUCGGCUUCUGACGGAGAACCUGUCUCUCUGGCGAUCGGGUCGACUUCCGGGUCGGUGCCGGCGGUGGCAUUCGGAUCGAUAUCGCUUGCCGGCCGGUCGAGGGAGAUGGAGGACGCUGUAUCCAUCCAGCCGGAUUUUUUCCGGGCGGAAGGAGGCCCCUCGAUCCAUUUCUUCGCCGUCUUCGACGGCCACGGUGGCUCCCACGUCGCGGCUCUGUGCAAAGGGCAGAUGCACGUGCUGCUGGCGGAGGAGCUUGGCCGGGCGGAGACGGAGACGGAGAGGGAGAGGGACGCGGAGGCGGAGGAGGCGCGGAUAAAGACGGCGAUAGGCCGGAGCUUCGCGCGGAUGGAUGAGCUGGCGCUGAUGGCCUGCGCGUGCGGGACGAUCGGGCUGCCGCCGUGCGGGUGCGAGCGGUCGGGAACCGAGUCGGAGAUUGUGGGCUCAACGGCGGUGGUGGCGCUCGUCGGGGGCGGCCGACUCGUCGUCGCCAACUGCGGGGACUCGCGGGCAGUGCUUAGCCGAGGCGGCCGCGCGGUGCCGCUCUCCGACGACCACAAGCCGGACCGACCGGAUGAGCUGGCGAGGAUCGAAGCGGCGGGCGGAAGGGUGAUUUAUUUGAACGGGGCACGCGUCUACGGCAUACUGGCCAUGUCACGGGCGUUAGGUGACAAGUACUUGAAACCCGCUGUGAUAUCUGAACCGGAGAUCCGUGUGGUGGAGAUAACAGCUGCAGAUGAGUGCCUGAUCAUCGCAAGCGAUGGCCUGUGGGACGUCCUGCCUAAUGAUCUCGCAUGUGACGUGGCUCGACGGUGCUUGGAAGAAGCAGACCCAACAAGGGGAUCCGAGCGUCUCGUCCACGAAGACGGUGGUGAUACGGCAGGUGACCCGGAGAAAGAACACGCAUCCGACGCACGCUGCUCUCUUGCAGCAGCACUGUUGGCCAGGCUUGCUUUGGGGAGGAGAAGCGCUGACAAUAUAAGCGUAGUUGUCAUUGACUUGAGAAGAACUCGAGGACGGUCUGCUUGAUACAAUGAAUUUGUAUCGUCUGCUUGAUAUAAGCGUAGUCGUCGCUGACAAUAUAAGUCUUUAUUGUCUGCUUGAUACAAUGAGUUUGUUCGAUGGAUCGAAGGGUUUACUCAACAAGGAAAGAAAUUUGAUGAA